AUGGAGGGCUGGGAAAAACAUGACCUCACAACCUAUCCGAACAGAAUACUGAAUAAAGUGGGAGGUUCGGAGAUCCGAGACACCCAGCACUCUGAUGUGACCGACUCGCAGGGGACGGAGCAGUUGAGAAUCGCUAAUCGAUCCAAGUGUGGAGAGAUGCACCACCAAAACCAUCAAUGUUCUCUCUCAGACAAACAGCGUAUCUGCUGUCAUCGUUUGAGGGGACAUCAUGGAGGAUUUGAAUACGAUUCAUCUAGGCAGCAACAGAAGGAGGACAGCAAUGUCCCGGUGGCGCAAGAAUAUCCGACUGUGUCCUGUUACACAGGAGACAGUGAGCUCACCCGCACGUACAUUCAGGACGAGAGUGAUUCCUGCUUGAGUGAUUCUGGGAGUGAUUUUGAAGAAAUGUGCCACCGGGAUGAUGUCCACGAUGUCCAGAUGGAUCCAUGCCUCCAAACCUGUGAUGGCAGAGAACACAACCCUGACGUGUCUCAUCCUCAAACCAGGCGAAGAAUGAAUGAAGAGCCAGAACACACUCUACGUGAAGACACUUUAUGCCCAUGCAGUGCUGAACAUUCAAGAUGGAGUAGCAACCAAUGGCCAACUGUACCUCCGCCGUGUUGUAAUGUGAGGAACGCACUGGUGGUGGGUGUCGAAGUUGAUGUUCUAGAAGAGGUGGUCUACGAGGACACGGAAAUUGUUCAAACACAAACCAUGUUUGAUGGAUGCCUGGGGGAUCAGAUGAUGGACUCCACCUCAUGUUAUUGUGAGCAGUUGUUUUUCAUGUGACUGUAACAAAUUACAUUGGUAUUCCUUACAUAAGUGUACGUUAUCAUAUUACUACAUUAUAGGAUUAUUAUUAAUGACCGGUUUAUUCUUGUCAUCUCUGUAUGUUUAUAAUGUCUGCAAUGUUAGGAUUUCUGGUUGCUUCGUAUUUAGCAGCGUUAUAAUAAGAGUGGCUCUUAUUACAUUUACACAACUGAAGCAUUGAUUAAUGUAAUUUAGCUUUUGACAAAUCAUAAAAACUUUCAUGAAUAAAAAAACAAAAAGGAAAUUUAUUCGGUCUGAGUUGAAUUAAAAAACAGACAACAGGGAUGAUAAUAAUAAUAAUAAUAAUGAAGUUGAUAAUUGCAUGCUUUGUAUAGUAAAUAUACUGUACAUCAGUUUUUAAAGUUAUUUUGAUAGUUCAAUUCCAAGAACGGCCAGAAACAGCUUUUAUUUCCGGUUAAUCCUUCAUUGCUCUGUAUUUCGAUUGGAUUCUGCCUUAUUUUGUAAUUUUGAGUAAAAGUGUCUGCUAAAUGAAUAAACAUAAAUGCACACUAAAUUAUACUGUCAUUGUACGAGAAGGUUGACUUCAUUUUAACAAAGGCUAGUCGAUGCUAAGUGUAAUUACAGUGUAAUAUUAGCAGUAUGGAGUCUUUAACUGGUUAUUUAUUAACAUAUCUGAGGUAAAUGUCAAUAUUCCCAAUGCUUCUAUCUUGUUUCCACCGACUCUUUUCGUCAACAUCCUCAACUAGCUCUGUGCCCUGUUCCUUAUUACCGUGACCACUUGGAAAGUGAGCAUAUUAUGUGUUUUGGACGAUCAGAAAUGACUUAUUACAUGACAAAAUAAUAGUGCGUGAUGUGAGGAAUCAAAGUUCUACAUAGACACUGACCUAUUACCAGGAA
Molecule: messenger RNA, 1668 nt
Organism: Ictalurus punctatus (channel catfish)
Lineage: Eukaryota; Metazoa; Chordata; Actinopteri; Siluriformes; Ictaluridae
Exons: 4
Coding region: 1-789 (262 amino acids)
Source: RefSeq, a predicted model, not a curated record